CAAGCUCGGGCUCGAGCCGUUUCAGGAUCCUUGCCGGCUCGCGCCUUCCCCAGGGCUGAUGGCCAUUGUGCUGCUGGCUUGAGCGCUUCCGCCAGGUGUGCGGCAGUGAACGCUGGGGGGAUACCGGUGCAUGGUAUCAAGGGAUCCCGAGUUGCGCAUCUUCGUGCCAGCGCACCUCGUCAACGGCGACCUCGGGGCGCGCGUUGCAGCGUUUGCAGCGCAUUUCGGCUCACUAGACGUUGUUCUUCUCGAUGGCGGACUCGCAGCGCCGGUUCUGCCACCCGCCGCCGCCGCCGCCCCCGGCACAUGGCUGCCGGCAGCCCGCGGAGGUGGAGCAGCUCGAGCAGGCGCCGGUGAAGCAGCUCCCGCGUUGGGAGCGCCUGCGCCUCGCUGUGGAGGCGCAGAGGGCUUCGGAGGUACAGUCCGACAAGCAGGUGAAGCCGCAGGUGGAGGUUCCGGUGAUCUCGCCCUUUUCCCCCCCGCCUGGGGACUUCAGAUCGUAUCCCAGUCCGGUGGCUACGGUGCAGGCGGUUUCGCCUCCCAGGGCCAUGGCGGCGGAUGCGGCGAGUUCUUCGGCGGAGCAGGGUACCGCUACGAGCACUACCUUUCCACCGGCGCCCAAGAAGAGGCGUCGCAAACACAUGUUGAGCGACUACAAGCGCAUCCUCAAGCGCAUGACGGAGGACAUGCCCACUGGUCAGGAGCCGGACAGGACGGAAAUCGCAGCUUUGGCGAUGGGGUGGUGGCCUCCUUCGCCGCCUGCUCCGGCCACGCCGCCGUCACCUCCGACUCCGCCAGCAGGAACGAGGAUCCCACGGACGCCACCUCGGAGGUGAAGACCUUCUACAUCGGCGACGGGUCCGUUCCCGAUGCAGGUGGUGAAGGUGCAGCCCCCGACAUGUCAGCCCUUAGUGGCGGUGUCACGUUUGACGGCUCUGGCACGUCAGCCGUCUGUGGCGGUGCCUCGGAGUCGCCUUUCGGUGUAGGCACGUCAGCCCAGAGUGGCGGUGUCCUGGACAUGUCAGCCCAUAGUGGCGGUGUCCAUCACGAGUGGGAUGCUAUUUCCUCGUCUUCUUCUGUACCCUCGCUGGCUGCUGGCGCUACGGAGGUGGCCCCGAUGAGGAAGAAGAAGAAUCGGCGCAAGAAGAAUAAGAAGAAGGUGAGUUCGCAUGUGACCGAGCCCGGUCCGGAGCAGCUGCAGGUUUCUGGCGCUCCUCCGGACGCGAUGCCUUCCAUUUUUGAGGCCUCCCUUGAGGACCUCGCCACGGACAUCCAGUCUGGAGUUUUUUCACAAUGUGCGAAAGAGUUGGACGACACUGACGUUGCCUUGCUGGGCCGCUUCGUUGAUGGCGAAGCUGUGCUCUCGGAGUUGCAGCAGCAGCCGUCGCUGAGGGCACCGGCGUUGGAGGUCGCCUCUCGGCUGAUGGCAGCAGGUGCGAAUUCGAAUGUUGCUUUCCUGCCAAUUGUGCAGGGCCUUGCGACGCAGCAGACAUGAUGUCCACUCUGGGGUUUUUAUCUUAGCGAAUGCCAGAUUUUGUGAUACCCUGGCUUUUAUGCACUUUCAUAUUUUCCUGCUUGCCAAUCUCUACGGAAGCUUGUCACAGCAGCUGCCUACAGGAA
Messenger RNA from Prorocentrum cordatum, 1620 nucleotides. NCBI's taxonomy places the organism in Eukaryota, Dinophyceae, Prorocentrales, Prorocentraceae. The record is from the annotation of a GenBank genome assembly.